AUGGGGCCACUCCACAAAAAGCACUCUCGCACAUCAUUCUUCACUCGCCCUUCUUCCAAGCCCCCCCUCUCUGCAGCGGCAGCCUGUCCUGGUAGUCUGCGGGCCAGAGGUCGCCCCAGCCCAGCCCCCGCGCCAGGCGGUAGGCCCCCCGUCCCCCCAGCGCCCGCUCGCUGCCCAGGCGCGACACGGUCUGGCGCACGGCCUCGCCCCGCGCCCCGCUUUCUACGGCAGAGCACAGGUCCAGCACCACGUGCCCGCCUCGCUUCAGGGGUGGGCGCAGCACCCGCGACCAGGUGGAGGCGGAGGCCUGCGCCAGGGUCUCCAGGUCGAGGUCGGGGUCGUGCCCGUUGCUAG
Molecule: messenger RNA, 354 nt
Organism: Auxenochlorella protothecoides
Lineage: Eukaryota; Viridiplantae; Chlorophyta; Trebouxiophyceae; Chlorellales; Chlorellaceae
Exons: 1
Coding region: 1-354 (117 amino acids)
Source: RefSeq, a predicted model, not a curated record